AUGUUGUCGGCUCCCGUUAAGUCGGCGAAGCGCAUAUCUUCCCUCUUCUCGCUGGGAUCCAAAGAUCGAGAUUCACAAAACUCUCCUGUUUCACCAGGAUUUCAAGACACCGCCAACAGACGGAGAAGCAGUUCCAAGCCCACCCGCCAUGUAUCGACCCCAAAUGCGGUGUUUUCUUCAGAACCCCGUACGAUGCCGGACCCUCUCGACCUAGAAAGUCUUCCGCCGCCUCCCUCCCUCCUAGCAGUAAACCAUGAUCUGGCGAGCAGUGCCCCAAGCUCACCAUCCGAUGCUCGCCCACGGAGCAGGGGCCGGGAUAUGAGCCGACCUUCUAGCUCGGUAGGACUGGCUAUCCCGGGAUCAAACCCGGACUCCAGACCCAGCACGCCCUCGAAGCGCAGGAGUUGGAUGCCGGGUCGGUCGCGCGCGAGCUCAAUCGACAAGAGGCCGCUCGCUCCUCAAUUACCGGCUGCCUGGAUUGCUGGACUCGACCAGAAGGUCGUGUACGAUCUUUCGCCGUUGUCUAGGGGAGAACAGAUCCCCGAACUCUGGAACGAACAGGGCGACACCUACGUGUACCUGUUUCCGCAGAACACCGGCCGUGCCCCGUCAUUCAAGGUCGAUUCCACCAUCUUCGCUGAAUCUCCCUCCCUCACAUACCUCGCCCGCGGAAGCGAUGCCAAGAAUGAUCUCGAGCAACCCACACGCACAUUAUCGCUCAACCCGAUGUCGCCCUCGUUGACGCCGCAGGACCAGGACGACGACAACGACAGUUCAGGAAGCCAGCGAAUGGCUUUUGUCGAUGAUACCCCGGAGGAAGUUCAGGAGCUUCAUCUCUAUCUGCCUAUCCCCUUAAACUGCGAUGUUUCUAACCCCCAGGCGCGCCUGCAGCAAGAUGAUACCGAGACCCUCCUCUUGUUCCGCAACUUGUUCGCAUUCCUCCUCGGACAGUCUUUGAUUGCCUCGCCCAAGUCCGCAACACUGUUCUCGAUCUUCAUGGAUGUGGCGGUACUCUUGGCCCGCUUCGAAUUCUCAAACUUGGACGGUUCCAACUUUGGUGAAACCGCUACCUCUAGCUUCAGCAACUACUGUGAGGAACUGCGUUUGGCAGAUGUCCGCCGAAGCCGGGAGAAGACUAUCGAGGCCAUCGUUUUGGGUGAGCGCCUACGCUACUAUCCGCUCUACAUUGAAGGGUUCGUGCACGGUGUCGGAAAAUUGGACGAGCUGAAGCAACUCAGAAGCCCGAAGUACACAUUCAUCCACCCCAUCACACAAAAGCGGCUGGAGCGAGCGUUCAUUGAUCUCGACAACCGUCUUCGUGGUCUCUACGGUAAACUCGCGGACUUCGACUUCCCCUCCGUCUUCUCUGGCUCCGCCAACUCGAACACUUCCGAGGAAAGUAAGGUGGUGCGCUUCAAGAACUGGAAAGCCGGCUUCCACGAAUUCCGUCGCUUCACUAUCCAAUACUACAGACAGAAGUACGGCUCGUGGCCACCAAAGGCCCGCUCGAAGAAGAACGAGUUUGAGGAGAAUGGUCUUAACCGUCUUCUCCUGCUCGAUCUAUAUCACGAUUUCACCGACUUAUACGACCUGCUGGUUGAUCGCACAUCACUGACAACACGCUCAAUCGAUGUUUCAGGGACAGGUGAAGCUUCUGCUACUUCUGAACCCAAGGAGAUGGCUGUUCGCGCCCUGCGUCAUAUUCUCAGCGAGUAUGACCGCAGUACGCCGCCCGUACUGCCUCCCAUUCCAUUCGACAUUCCGCAGUUCCCCUCGCUGCAGCCAUUGCAUCGGAAACCCAUGGACGCCAAGAAGGAAGCCAAGCAGAGUACCAAGAAGCUCAAGAACUCAGACGUCAACGCUGUGUUGAUGGGCUCCUACACUCGUGAGAGCAUGCGGCCUACUCCGUUCAUCGAGAGCUUCAUGCAAUUCGAACGUCGCUGCGCCCAGGGCAGGAACAUUAAUGAUAUCAUCGAUCUCCGCUGUGGUCAGUGGAUCUUCUUAUACUGCGUCAUCCAGGCCCUGCCCAUGCUGGUUGUGGAUGUCCCCGAUGUCCAAUUCAGCGAAGGCGUCGAGUACUUCCUCUGCAUUGCUCCCCGCGGUGGUGCUCCUUGGAUCCACAAUGACACCAAGACUGCUCGCAGCUGGUUUGGAGUUGCUGGCGGCGCUGGGGUCGUCAGCCUACCGACUGAUGUCGUUAUCAACGGUGUCGAAGGUGUCUACCGCCGUAGUCACUGUUGGCAGGUAGCUCAGCAAUGGGCCGAGACAGGCGCUAUGAUUGACCCUCCGAUGAUUGAAGAUGCCACCUACGAGGACGCCGAAUCUUCCAUCUCAUCCCCCUACCAGGGUCACCAUUCCUCCGCCGGAUCUUCCUCAGAACCCUACCCCUUGAUGGUCCCCGGCGGCGGCCUCACUCCGCCUCCUCCUGCCAUCCCGCGCCAACGUUCUCCUGGUGCUGGCGCCCGGUCGGAGCAUCGCCAUUCGAUCUACCCCGGACUGGAAGCCCUGCCUCUUCCCGCGGGCAUUGCUCCCAUCGAACCACCCGCUCGUCCCAUCAGUCGAUUCAACCCGAAUAUGAGCUUCGACGAUAUCCUGAAGGAGGUGCCCAAGAAGGGGAAGAAGAACUAA
Molecule: messenger RNA, 2628 nt
Organism: Penicillium canescens
Lineage: Eukaryota; Fungi; Ascomycota; Eurotiomycetes; Eurotiales; Aspergillaceae
Exons: 2
Coding region: 1-2628 (875 amino acids)
Source: RefSeq, a predicted model, not a curated record